Molecule: messenger RNA, 3746 nt
Organism: Toxotes jaculatrix (banded archerfish)
Lineage: Eukaryota; Metazoa; Chordata; Actinopteri; Toxotidae
Gene: farp1
Product: FERM, RhoGEF (ARHGEF) and pleckstrin domain protein 1 (chondrocyte-derived)
Exons: 28
Coding region: 273-3380 (1035 amino acids)
Cellular component (GO): cytoskeleton
Molecular function (GO): cytoskeletal protein binding; guanyl-nucleotide exchange factor activity
Source: RefSeq, a predicted model, not a curated record
UGUUUCGGUGGAAAGCCCGAUGCACGGUUUCCCACAUUUGUUUCAAUGGCUACCGCACAGAAACCACGUCCCACCUGAGAGGGAGCGGUUCAGCUGCGAGCAGAGGAGCACCAAACCAGAACUGAGCCGCAGUACCGCGCUGUGUGGGGUUUACCGUGCGCGCUGGAGAUAAACGCGCUUACUGGCGGACAGUCUGUGGAUCCUGAGGAAAGAAGGGGACGUGAACAGAGGCCCCUGUUGCUCGAGAGCGCCUCACUGUAGCGUCUGCCACCAUGGUGGAACCAGCCGACAGGCCGUCUACAGCCGGACAGAGGCUGGGCGCCCCUGAGAGUUUUGGGGUGUCCACCCUGGAGCCAGGCCUGCGUCCUCCUGCCCAACCUCCAGGGAGACAGGUCUCCAUACGGGUUCAGAUGCUUGAUGACGUACAGGAAGUCUUCCAGAUAUCACAACGUUCCCCUGGCAAAGUGCUGUUUGACCUGGUUUGUGCCCAUCUCAACCUGACAGAGGGAGACUACUUUGGACUGGAGUACCAGGACCAGCGGAAGAUGACGGUGUGGCUGGAUCUGCUGAAGCCGACGCUGAAACAGAUCAGACGGCCUAAAAACACCAUCCUUCGUUUUGUGGUGAAGUUCUUCCCUCCUGACCACACACAGCUCAUGGAGGAGCUGAGUCGGUAUCUGUUUGCCCUGCAGAUAAAACGUGACCUUGCCUGUGGUCGUCUCAUCUGUAAUGACACCAGCGCUGCUCUCAUGGUCUCCCACAUAAUUCAGUCGGAGAUAGGAGACUUUGAUGAGACCCAGAGCUGGCAGCAUCUCCUCCACAACAAGUACCUGCCAGACCAGGACGCCAUCCGAGACAAGAUCACCGACUGCCACCGCAAGCAUGUCGGGCAGACCCCUGCAGAGUCAGACUACCAGCUGCUGGAAAUCGCUCGGCGGUUGGAGAUGUAUGGUGUUCGUCUGCACCCAGCCAAGGACAGAGAGGGGACUAAGCUCAGCCUGGCCGUGUCACACACCGGGGUGCUGGUUUUCCAGGGGUACACAAAGAUCAAUGCUUUCAACUGGUCCAAGAUUCGCAAACUCAGCUUCAAACGCAAACGGUUCCUAAUCAAGCUGAGAGCAGAUCCCACACAGAAUGCCCACCACGACACGCUGGAGUUUGCCAUGGCCAGCAGGGACUGCUGCAAGGUCUUCUGGAAGAUCUGCGUAGAGUAUCACGCCUUCUUCAGGCUCUUUGAGGAGCCCAAGCCCAAACCCAAGCCCAUCCUCUUCACCAGAGGAUCCUCGUUCCGGUUCAGCGGUCGAACUCAGAAGCAGAUCAUCGACUAUGUGAGAGACUCUGAGCUAAAGAAAGUUCCAUUUGAAAGGAAGCACAGUAAGAUUCUGUCAAACAGCGGCAUGUCCCCUCACUCGUCUUCCUUCAGAUCACAAGUGCCAAAAGAGAGUGCCAUGUCUGUCCUGUCAGCAGACCAGCCUGACUCAGUCAGACUGGGCCAUCAGGCUGAAUCUAACGGUUCAGAGGAGCCGCCACUGGUCACAGCCCCUGCCAAUGGUUUCCGAGAUAUCCCGGUUGCGCCUGGCUCAGACCCGAUUCAGUCCAAACAGAACCACCACGGCGCAGGGUCGGCCCCGGACCAGCAGCUCCUCAACCCAGGAAGCCCGGGUUCAGAUGACUCUCCUCUGGGAAGUCCCCGUGUGGUAGUUAACGGCAACGGCUCAGUAAAUGGACAGGAGAUGGGUGGCACCGGUGUCCUGGGUCCAGGUCAGAGUCCUCAGGGACAGCAGCUAUCGCCACUCACCAGCCCGCUGCUGACUGAGGCUGGAUAUGUCCGCAACGACGAUGAGGAUGAGGCGAGGAGGAAGAAGUUUCCCACAGACAAGGCCUACUUCAUCGCCAAGGAGCUGUUGACCACGGAGCGCACCUACCUCAAAGACCUGCAGGUCGUCACAGAGUCCUUCCAGAGCUUUGUGGGCAAAGACGAGGCAUUUCCAGACUCUGUCAAGAACCUGAUCUCUUCCAACUACGAUCCGAUAUACAAGUUUCACCAGGGAUUCCUCAAAGAGGUGGAGCAGCGUCUGGCACAGUGGGAGGGCAGGUCCAACGCCCACAUUAAAGGAGACUAUCAGCGAACUGGUGAUGUUUUACUGAAGAACAUUCAAGGGCUCAGGCAGCAGUUGACAAUUCAUCUCCAGAAACAUUCAGAGUGCUUGGUUGAACUGGAACGGGCCUGUAGGUCCAGUCGGAAGGUGGAGACUCUGUGUCGAGACCUUGAGCAGCAGAGGGUUUGUUACCUGCCCUUCAACAUCUUCCUGCUGCGACCUCUCCAUCGCCUGCUGCACUACAAACUCAUCCUGGAGAGGCUCUGCAAGCACUACCCACCCACCCACGAUGACUUCAGGGACUGUCGAGCGGCCCUGGCGGACAUUUCAGAGAUGGUGCUGCAGCUUCAAGGCGCCAUGAUGAAGAUGGAGAACUUCCAGAAGCUUCUAGAGCUGAAGAAAGAUCUAACCGGCAUCGACAACCUCGCCAUCCCCGGAAGGGAGUUUAUCAGGCUCGGCUGCCUCAGCAAGUUCUCAGGGAAGGGCCUUCAGCAGAGAAUGUUCUUCUUGUUCAGUGACUCCUUGGUGUACACCAGUCGAGGGAUGACCCCGUCCAACCAGUUUAAAGUCCACGGCCAGCUGCCGCUCUAUGGCAUGACGAUCAGAGAAACUGAGGAGGAGUGGGGAAUCCCUCAUUCCUUCACCUUGUUUGUACAACGCCAGUCUGUGGUGGUUGUAGCCAGCUGUGCGUCGGAGAUGGAGCGGUGGGUGGAGGACAUCAGGAUGGCGAUCGACCUGGCAGAACAGAGCAGCAGCCCCAACGCUGACCUCCUCUCCGACAACAAGCUGUUGGAGGACAGUGGAACCGAGCAGGAGUCGGAGGAGGAGCUCGGCGGCUCGCGCUCCUCUCUGGAGCGUCAGGGUCACCGUGGUAACACCACCGUGCACGUCUGCUGGCAUCGCAACACCAGCGUGUCCAUGGUGGACUUUAGUGUUGCUGUGGAGAACCAGCUGUCGGGGAACCUGCUGAGGAAGUUUAAGAACAGUAACGGCUGGCAGAAACUCUGGGUGGUCUUCACCAACUUCAGCCUCUUCUUCUACAAGUCACAUCAGGACGACUACCCUCUGGCCAGCCUCCCUCUGCUGGGCUACUCUGUCACCGUCCCGUCUGAGUCAGAGAACAUCCACAAAGAUUACGUCUUCAAGCUCCACUUUAAAUCCCACGUCUACUACUUCAGAUCAGAGAGCGAGUACACCUUUGAAAGAUGGAUGGAGGUGAUCCGCAGCGCCACCUGCUCCUCCAGCCACUCCCUGCCCAGCACCAGGAAAGACCUUUACUGAUGGACCUGCUCCUUCCUCCUCAUUGCUCUGACACUCGCCUUGGUUAAGAGCUGGAGUUCAGACGGCACAGACACCAGAAAAGACUCUUAUUAUAGACAUCCUGUUGCACACAGCAGGCACUCAAACCGACACUAAUUAAUACCUCUGAAUAGUUGAUUCACAGCCUUCACACGUGCGCACACACACACACACACACACAUCGCUCAGAGGUCUUCCCACUUCACCUCCUGUUAUUAUUCACUUUCUGCACCACUAGUGUCUGAUUAGAGGCUGGGAUGGAAGUCGUCCACAAUGUACAUGUUUUCCUGACCAACUGUUUAUUUUUGACUUUAUGUUUGUGCCACUGAGUGAUGUUCACAUGCACAC